Molecule: messenger RNA, 7777 nt
Organism: Chara braunii
Lineage: Eukaryota; Viridiplantae; Streptophyta; Charophyceae; Charales; Characeae
Source: the annotation of a GenBank genome assembly
GCAGGCCAAAAGCUCGAUGCGUUGUACGACAACAAAAUGUUUGAGUUUCGAGCGCCUUUCUACACACUCGAAACGACACCGUCUCGUGGCAUUGACUGACGCAUGCCGCAACCUCCGUCGGGUGGUCAGCAUCCGGGAGGCGGUGGGCGAGGUGAUGGAGGAGACGGCGCAGGACCCGGUGGAGGAGGUGACGGAGGAGACGACAUAGGAUCUGGUGGUGACAGCAAAGGGGAAGGGGCCAGGCGAAACAGGGUCCAACGAAAACGGUCCGGCGAAAAAGGGUCCGACGAAAAGGGGUCGGCGGAACCAAAGGGCUCCAACGGAAAACGGUCCGGCGAAAAAGGGUCCGACGAAAAGGGGUCGGCGGAAAGGGGUCGGCGGAAGGGGUCGGGCGGAAAGGGGCUGGGCGGAAAGGGGCAGGGCGGAAAGCGUAGAGCAUUCAGGAGUCACGAGUCUAACAGAACUGAAAGCCGCUGCGAAGGGAGUCGAGAUUCGGACAUGCGAGACGAGGCAGCCCUGAGGUCUUAUCAAGUGCGAGUACAUUCGCACUUGUCUGCAAGGACUUUGUUUCACGACACCGGCGAGCGCAAAGUGCUAGAGGGGCCCGCUGCAGGAGUGUUGGAGACCGGGUGUAGCGAGUAUGAACGUUAUGCUUCAGAGGAGCUGUCACAGGACGCGCAUGCUGUGCACCGGGAAGAGGAGACUCAACACUGGCCGCCUACAGACUGCUGGAUGGUAUCGACGAGGGAGUGUUGGAGACCGGGGCUAGCGAGCAUCUACGUCAUCCUUCGGAGGGUGCCGCGCGGCGACAUCUGUUCAGGGGCCCUCUGUAGGAGUGUUGGAGACGGGCUAGCGAGUGCGAAGGUCAUGCUUUGGAGGAAACGCAUGCUGUGCAGCGGGAUGAAGAGCUUCUCCAAGGCUCGUCGGGAAAUGCCAUCAACAUCGGGAACACCGAUUUGGUUUUGCACAGUGGGUCGCCACUUACGGCGCAAGAAGGUGACGUUAAGGGAGGUCAAUGAACGUUUGUGGAAGGCAAAGACCGUGGGCGAAAAGGACGUGCAUGGACGUUUGGGGAAGCUCGGCUUCGUGGAGAUGAGGAGGGCGAAGAAGAACCCGUGGUGGAAACUUGGUUUCACGACGAUGAGGAAGGCGAAGAACCCGUGGGGGAAGCCCAACUUUUUGACGGUGAGGUGUCGGCUCGACUUCAUGACGAUGAGGCAGGCGAAGAAACCGGGGGAAGCUCAGCUUUAUGCCGGUGAGGUGUCGGCUCGGCUUCAUGCCGGUGAGGUGUCGGCUCGGCUUCAUGUCGGUGGGGUGUCGGCUCGGCUUCAUGCCGGUGAGGUAUCGGCUCGUCAAAUGGGUUCGGAACGGACAGAUCAUGAUUCUCCGUCCACCAGCUGUGGUGAAGAGCAAGGUGAUCGACCGUCUGCCCUCAGUUCCGGUCGGGAAAUGGUGCUUCAUGAAGCCACGGAGUUGGUUAGCGACUCGGCUGCCAUCAAGCUGGUUAGCGACUCGGCGGUGGUCGAGAUGCAGAAGAUCGAGUCCUCCUCGGACGUCGGCCCAGUGGCGCGACAGGAGGCCGGUUCCCCUCGAAGGACUCCCGAGCACGGGUCUUUCACUUUUGAAGACUCUAAGUUGGAUGAGACAUGGGAGGAGGAGGAUGCUCAGCGUCUUGCUGAUCUUUUCCUGUCUUUGCAGGAAAAGAAGAAGAAGCAUAAGUCUGAACUCAUCCUGCUUCGACCCUUCAUCCUGGGAGCCAAGAUCAAAGGACUUUUGGACUGUGGGGCUACUCGCAACUUCAUCUCUCCCAAGGCAGUCAGCAAGCUGCACUUGGAUCAGAGCAAGAUCGACCUCAAAUCUGGCUAUCACCAGAUUGAUGAAGGUGAUGUCCACAAGACUGCCUUCAGAACCAGGUAUGAUACUUACGAGUACCUGGUUAUGCCAUUCGGUCUUUGCAAUGCCCCAGGCACCUUCCAAACAGAGAUGCAUCGCAUACUCAGGUCUUAUCUGGACAAGUUCGUAGUUGUCUACCUUGAUGAUAUCUUGGUAUUCGGUCGAUCUGUCCAGGAGCAUGCGCAGCAACAUCUAGCCCCCGUCCUCCAGGCCUUACGUGACAACCAGUACAAGAUCAGCGGAGAGAAGUCCUCUUUUGGGGUUCCCUCUGUAGUCUAUCUGGGUCACGUCAUUUACGGUGAGGGGUUGGCUCCUGAAGCAACAAAAGUUGUUGCAGUUCAGGACUGGCUGCGACCUGCUAACAUUCAUGAUGUCCGGGCUUUCUUGGGGCUUGCAUCCUACUACAGGAAGUUCAUUAAGAACUCUGCGAUUUCAACACCAAUGACUGAUCUUACAAAGAAAGACACUUCCUUUCUUUGGACAUCAGAAUGUCAGGAGGCUUUCACACGUCUCAAGGAGGCCUUGAUUCGUGCUCCUGUCUUGAAGCUACCUGACCCUACCCUGCGUUUUGUGCUUACUACUGAUGCUAGUCAGUAUGGUGUAGGGGCGGUACUUCACCAGGAUGAUGGGAAUGAUCUGCAGCCUAUCGAAUAUAUGAGCAAGAAGAUCAAAACAAAGAAGCUGCAGGAUUCUACCUAUGAGAAAGAGCUUUAUGCUCUUGUGUCAACGCUCAAGCAUUGGAAACACUUUCUCCUGGACAGGCACUUCAAGAUCUUUUCAGAUCAUUCCACCUUGCAGUGGAUGAAGUCCCAAGGAGAGUUGAAUGAUAAGCUUGCUCGCUACAUUCAGUCCAUUGACAUGUUUGACUUUGAACUGAAGCACAAGAAGGGCUGCUAUAAUCGAGUAGCAGACGCCCUCUCUCGUAGGCCUGAAGCUCUUUUCCUGAUCAUCUUUACUCACUCAUUUGAAGAGAGGACCCGUCAGACCAUUGCCCCGUUGUUGCCCCACGAUGAGAUUUUUGGGCCUAUUGUGAGGAAUCUCCAGGAUGAUCCUGCCUCUGAACCAGGAUAUACUCUGGUCUCAGGUUUGCUGUAUACAUGCAGCAGAGGUGAGGAGCGCCUGUGCAUUCCCCAGGACCGCAAGCUGAGGACCCUUCUGAUGUUAGAGUGUCAUGAUGCUCGUGGUCACUUUGGUGCCCUCAAAUCUUAUGCAGCCCUAUCGCAGCGCUUCUUCUGGAAGGAGAUGAGUGACAUGCUGCACUAUGUGGAAACAUAGUUCAUCCCCUUACCAGCUGAGGCUCGUGUGCUAGCCGUUCAGGCGGCCUUUGCUGACAGGGUGGGAGAAGACAUGCCAUUAUACGACAUUCUCAAGGAAUUUCAGCGAGGCCAUAGUCACAUGGCCAUUGUUGUCCACGAGAAACAGGAUGAUGAUAAGCUCGAGAACUUGGAAACCUCUAACGGGACUCGGCAGGGGACUGGAGUUGAUUCAGAGGAGGAAAGACUGGCAAAGCUUCGCCGUCGGGGCCUUUUACGAGGGACUGCAUGUAUAUUGCUUGAUCUGUUCUAUCCCUGUGCCCACCCUCUCCCUCAAACUGUUCUGCGAUCCUCCGGACGAGCCAGCCUUCAGCAACAGUUCCUGAUGCCAGCAGGGCCAGCCUCCGAACAGCAGCCACGACGCAGCAAGCGGAUCGCCGAUCGCCAACAGCAACAGCAACAGCAACCUACAGUUCUACAACCGCCACAGACCAGUACUCCGAUGGUGAACACGCCAUACGGCGGAUCAUCAUCCGAGGGUUCGACAGCUAGUAAUGCCGAACCCUUACCGGUCUGUCGAGUGCGAGAGUCGAAUGAGCCCCUCCCGGACUUCAUUCAGCGAAUGCAGGACUAUACAGCCGCACUCACUCAGGUCAAGGAACAGCAAGAGGCUGCCGCAGCCGAAAGACUACGGCUAGCAGAGGAAGCUGCAGCACAAACCCGGCGUCAAGCCGAGGCAGACCAGUUGGCGAUCGAUCAGCUCAACGCCGGCAGCGCUGAAGUUGUAAGUGCUAACCAAGCACAAUGGACAGCGGUGCUCAACGGGAUGCGUUAUGUCCCGGCACCCGGCAGCAAGCCGACAACAAUACAGCAAGAGAGGCACGACCUGGCAGAUAUUCUACUCCAUACAAUGCGCGCUGUCAUUUGGAACAGCUCCAUGGGGGAGCUGCAUUCCCGGUCCACACUGCAGCUGCAGCACGAUCUGAGCCACAAMGUGAAGAUACUUGCAGCAGCUGUCAAGGUCGCGGACAACCAGUUGAAACAGCUGGAUGCACGCAUUGCUACCUUGGAGGCAACGCCUCCCCAAGCAGCGCCAGGCUGCACGCCAGAUAUGACAGACACAACGAAGCAGCUCAAUGGGCGCAUCGAUCAUGUCGUCAAUCUCAUCGGCAACGUAGGUGUUUUCAAUGGGCCAAACACGAUCAGUAGCACGGUGGCCGCCAUCAAGACGGACAUCACCAAGCUGCAGACGAAACCAGACGCCGCCACGAAGAGUUACAAGAUGCCGCACUUCGACAUCAGCAAGUUCGACGACCACAACAAGACGGACGCUUUGGCAUGGUGGCAACGUUUCCUCACGGAAGCAUCCUGCCGCACUGUCCCGGACGACUAUCUGAUGAAGGCGUUAUACUUACAGCUGAUUGGAGGAGCGCAGGCAUGGAGGAACCAUCUGGCGGCUACCCACACAUGCACCAUCGCCGAACUUCACACGCACAUCACGUGGAAGGAGUUCGAGCAGCUAUGGUUCACCCGGUUCAUGGUCCGCAACGUCGUGAAGGCGGCCAUGAAUGAGGUGUACACAUGCUCUCAAGGGAACAUGCCAACUCGAGACUGGACAACCAAGUGGCAGAAGAUAGUGACCACGCCAGGCUUCGAUUUGACUUUUCCUAAUCAACGAUCCGAGUUUUUCUCACGAUCGUGCRCGGGAUUGCGGUCGGCACUCGGUAACGAGUACGACUAUACCUCGUUCGAGGCUAUCCUGGAUCGCGCAAACCUGGUUAUCCAAACGGACGACAAGGCCGCUAACGAGAAACAAUCCCAGCCGCAUUAUGUGGCUAAGCAGGGCUAUCAACGUUCGGCACAUAACAAUGCCGUAAUUUCUGAAGCAACAGACGAUCUCCACGCUGCAGCAGCAUCCUCGAGUGAUGGAGGAAUUGUAGCAGCGCUCCCGCCGAAGCGUCCUAAGAGGGUCCGGAAACCCAAGGCGACACAAGAGACGGCAUCGACGGGAACUGGGCAGCAGCCAUGGACGGCCUACAACAUCACCAAGGAACCGGUGUCUUUUGACAUCCUCGACACCAAGUUCAACAUGAUUCUAGGCAUGUCUUGGUUGCGUAGUGCCGAUCAUCCGGUGAACUUCCAUGACCGAACCGUUCACAUCCGUGAUCGGAACGGAGUGUUAGUCCCAUGUACGGUCGUGAUCCCUCACACUUCGAUUGCUUGUCACGUGGUUUCCGUUGCGAGAAUUCGCGACGCCAUUGCUCGGAAUGACGUCGAGGAGAUGGGCCUUGUAUUCUUGCAUGCUCUCCCCUCGCGGGACGGACCAGCCGCGUCACCGCUAGACCCAUACAUUUCUCACCUCUUGGACGAGUAUAGAGACGUCUUCGAGGCUCCCACCGGAACGGUUCCAAAUCGGCCCAUACGUCACGGGAUCACUCUCGAGGCUGGCGCCGUCCCUCCGCGUGGAUGUAUCUACCGCAUGAGCGAAGAGGAACUCGAGGUGCUUCGCGCACAACUCGAUGACCUUCUCGACAAGGGCUGGAUUCGCCCUAGUUGCUCGCCAUACGGUGCCCCUGUUCUCUUCGUCCGGAAGAAGAACAAAGAUCUACAGCUAUGCAUCGAUUAUCGGAAACUUAACGCACAAACCGUAAAGAACGCCGACCCUCUCCCUCGGAUUGAUGAUCUUCUUGAGCGGUUGGGCGGCUCGACGUACUUCUCGAAGUUGGACUUGAAGUCAGGUUACCACCAGAUUGAAAUCCAGCCUCAAGACCGGUACAAGACCACUUUCAAGACGCGGUACGGGCAUUUUGAGUGGGUUGUCAUGCCUUUUGGCCUCACCAAUGCCCCUGCGACUUUCCAAGCAGCGAUGGCGACUGAGUUUCGCGACUUGCUCGAUCGCAGUGUCCUCAUUUACCUCGAUAACAUCUUGGUUUAUAGUAGGACGUUGGACGAGCACAUCGUACACCUUCGCACUGUUUUGGAUCGUUUGCGACUGGCCAAGUACAAAGCGAAUCUCGACAAGUGCGAGUUCGCCAAGCAGGAGCUUGAGUACCUGGGUCAUUUUGUCACGCCGAAAGGCAUUCGUCCCUUAGCGGACAAGAUCCAAGCCAUCGUGGAUUGGCCGGAACCCCGUUGCACGACCGACUCCCCAAAGGUGUCCUUCGAGUUCGACGACGCAGCCCGUGGCGCGUUCACUACGUUGAAGGCAGCGAUGCAAGCCGCACCUGCCCUCCGUAUAUACGACCCCACCCUACCCACCCAAGUGACUACGGACGCUUCAGGAUACGGUAUUGGCGCGGUGUUGGAACAAUGUCACGAGGACUGUUGGCAUCCGGUCGAGUACUUCUCCCAAAAGGUGCCUCUCGUAAACACUCUCGACGACGCUAGGAAGAAAGAGCUACUCGCGUUCGUCACCGUUCUCAAACUGUGGCGCCACUUUCUUCUAGGUCGUCGACGUUUUAAAUGGAAUACGGACAACAAUCUGUUGACCUUUUACAAAACGCAGGAUACGGUCACUAGCACGAUUGGUCGAUGGAUGUAUUACAUCGACCAGUUCGACUUUGMCCCGUGCCACAUUCCUGGUCCCGCCAAUCGAGCUGCGAAUGCCCUAUCACGACGGCCCGACUUUUGUGUCAUUGUGACCACGGCAUUCGACCUCGAUGACGAUCUGCAGCCGCAUUUCGUCAAAAGCUACAAGUCCGAUCCGACUUACUCUACGCUUUACGCGGUGCUUUCAUCCGAUCACCCGCCGGCUAGCCACUAUCGGAUUUCCGACGGGUUCCUUCUCCUUCACACGAGAGGAAAGGACUUGUUACUUGUGCCCCAAGAUCACAUCUUACGGACUCGUCUUCUCAGCGAAUUCCACGACACACGACGUUCGGCACACCUUGGCGUGAACCGCACACUAGCACGCCUCCGCGAGCGUUUUCACUGGCCCUAUGUCCUUCAUGACGUCACGAGGUACAUUGAGUCAUGUGCAGUUUGCCACCGUAACAAGGGUCGAUCUCGAGUCCCCUUCGGCGAACUGAAACUGUUGCCGAUUCCUCGGGCACCACGCCUCUCAAUUGCUAUGGACGUGACAGGCCCGUUUCCCCGCGAUCGCCACGACCAUGACGGUAUUCUCACGGUCGUUGACCGUUUGAGCAAGUAUGCUCGCUUCCAUCAUGCUGCAGCGCCCGAACUCGCACGACUCUUGCACACCGGUUGGAUUACCAACCAGGGUGUUCCGAAAGACAUAGUGAGCGACCGAGAUACUCGUUUCAUGUCGGCCUUUUGGACUUCCCUCAUGGCUGAGUCCAGUACGACAAUGAAGCCGAGCUCGGCUCGCCACCCGCAGACGGAUGGCCAGACGGAGCGAGCGCACCAGACCGCUCAGAUAAUGUUGCGUAUGCUCAUUCGUCCCGACCAGAAAGAUUGGGUUGACCGGCUUCCCGACAUCGAGUUCGCCUAUAACACUUCGGUGACCCGGCGAUCUGCGUCACACCAUUCGAGUUACAUUAUGGUGGAGAGAAAGCACGGAUCUUCGCUGAUCUUCUUUUGCCACAGGCUGUCAACAUAGACGUCCCUUGCUCUCCCGCUUUCGUUCGGAAGUACCGGGACUUGCUGAUCAAAGCCCACGCAAAUAUGCAAAA